Molecule: messenger RNA, 3864 nt
Organism: Fusarium vanettenii 77-13-4
Lineage: Eukaryota; Fungi; Ascomycota; Sordariomycetes; Hypocreales; Nectriaceae
Exons: 2
Coding region: 1-3864 (1287 amino acids)
Biological process (GO): DNA damage response; protein polyubiquitination
Cellular component (GO): nucleus
Molecular function (GO): ATP-dependent chromatin remodeler activity; ubiquitin protein ligase activity; ATP binding
Source: RefSeq, a predicted model, not a curated record
AUGGUACAGAGAUCCGGAAGAAAGGUGACAAUACUAAUCACUCACGUUUACCAUUGGAAUGAAACCCCGUCACUAUUGCACCAAUUGAGGCCAACGGCGGACCGACGUCAAAGCCAAGUCUUGAUUGACGCUCUGCUCCCCGAUUCUGCCCAGAUCGACCGCUCAUGGUCUCCCAUGGAUUUCUACGAUGCAGCUUUCGUUCCUCCCAAGGACGACCAGAUGCCUUCAACCAUCGAAGUUCCUGUUCUUGAAGCAACCUUGUUCCCGUACCAAAAGAGAACUUUGCAGUGGCUUCUGAAACGAGAAGGUGUCCAAUGGUCGGACACCGAAAAGACCGUCGUUCCUUACCCGGCCGACCAAGAGGAGCCCGUGAAUGCUUUUCGCAAGCUGGUCGACGUGGCGGGCAAUGAUUACUAUCUGAACGAACUGCUUCAUGUCGUCACAAGGGAUCCGGCGCCAUUUCGAAUUGCGGAAGCGUCUGUCAAAGGCGGCAUCUUGGCCGAGGAGAUGGGCUUGGGGAAGACCCUGGAGAUUCUUGGCCUUGUUCUGCUCCACCAAAGAGCGACUCCUCUAGUGGCGACUGACUAUGAGGUUCAGGCGAACCUGACGCCUACCGGCGCCACGUUGAUAGUGACACCCGAGUCACUGAGGGCCCAGUGGAUCUCGGAAAUCGCUCGCCACGCCCCUGGAUUGAGCGUCAAGUUUUACCAGGGUCGGAAAAAGAUGUCUGAUGAUGAGGACCAGAUUAUCAAUGAGCUCGCCGGGCACGACAUCAUCAUCACCACAUAUUCGAUUCUGUCGGCCGAGCUUCAUUUCGUAGGCGCACCCCCUGAGCGUUCACGACGACACGCACGAGUUUAUCCCCGAGCCAAGUCGCCCCUCGCGCAAUUGGCAUGGUGGAGAGUUUGUCUGGACGAAGCACAGAUGAUCGAGAGUGGUGUCAGCCAAGCGGCAACAGUGGCCCGGGUGCUUCCUCGUGUCAAUGCUUGGGGAAUCACUGGAACUCCAGUCAAGGACGACGUCAAUGAUCUUUUUGGCUUGCUGCUGUUCCUACAAUACGAGCCGUAUUGCACCUCGACUUACAUCUGGCGGGCCAUGAUCGAAAGACACAAGCCCAUAUUCCAGCGCCUCUUCAACAGUAUUGCAGUUCGCCACACGAAGUCGAUGGUUCGGGAUGAGUUGGUACUCCCCCCUCAGAAGCGCUUUGUGAUAAGCAUGCCAUUCACAGCUGUCGAAGAGCAACAUUAUCAAACACUGUUUCGCGAAAUGGCAGAGGAGUGCGAUCUCGAUCUUCAUGGGGCACCUCUUGUAGAUGAAUGGAAGCCGGAGGAGCACGAGGAGUCGAUGAGAACCUGGUUGAACCGGCUGAGGCAGACAGCAUUGCACCCUGAAGUUGCAGGGUACAACCGUCGGCUUGGCCAUAACAAGAACCGACCGAUGAGAACUGUCGACGAGGUCCUGGAUGCCAUGAUCGAACAGAGCGAAGUUGCUAUACGAGCAGAUGAAAAAGCUUACCUCUCUAGCAAGCUGACUCGAGGUCAGCUGUAUGAAAACAGCCCACGGGUUCGGGAAGCCUUGGAAAUUUGGACGUCUGUCCGAGAAGAGACACGCAAGCUUGUUUCUGAUGCUCGAGCCGAGUUCCAGGCUUUGACUGCCAGCCAUACAAAUGGAAGCCUCGAAGCGGAUGCUGACAGUGACCAAGAGGAAGAUUCUGAAGAUGAGAUGGAGGCAGGAAGCAAAGGCCAACUGGGCGAGAGCCGACGCCGACUUCGCGGAGCACUCGAGAUGGAGCACAGGGCUGUCUUUUUCUGCGCCAACGCCUACUUCCAGAUACGUGACAAUCCUGAAAUUACCGAACCCGAAUCUGAAGAGUUUCUUCGUUUAAGAAAGCUCGAGGAUGAUGGGUACAAUGAGGCCAAGGCCAUCCGAAGAGAGAUCUUGCGUGAGUCUCAUGGCAAAGCGACUCGAUUGAUGAAGAAAAUAGCGCAGAAGGCAUCUGAACAGUCCUUUGCUGAGCUCCCAGAGCUAGUGGCAGGGACCGAACGAGGCAUAGAAAGCGGACGCAUCAUAGACGACUUAGAGGCGUUAUAUGGAGAACUGAACGACCAAGCAAAUGUGAUUGACGAGUGGAGAGAAUACCUCAUCGGACUUCUCCUGAAGCCCUUGGUGGAUGAGGAAGAUGAAGUCGACACAACUGGCGAGGAAAUGGGGGAGUCGGCUAGAAUCCAGGAAGAGGUGGUGGUCUACGUGCAGGCACUGCGAGCCAUCGUGGCAGAUCGACAGGAUGCCUUGACUGGGCAGUCGAACGAGCUGAUCAAGCAUGAGGCAGAAAUGUCACUCAAGUUUGCACGCGAAGGCGAGGGUCCUGCUCCUCAGAAACUCAUCGAGUUGAUGACCCUUCGAGACCAAAUCAAGCCGCAGUCGACCUCAAUGCGGAAGGCCAUUAGCGAGUUUCGAGCACUUUCGUCGAGGUUGGCAAAGGACACAAACCGGAGCGUUCUCGAGGCGCAAAUUGCCGACAGACAACUAAAGGCCACUCAGGCGCUUCUCAACAAGCAGAGCAAGGCAACAACUGCACUUGAGGCUGAAGUAGAGCACUUCAGGAACAUCAUGAACCUCCGCGUGGAGUAUUACCGUCAGCUGCAGGUAGUUUCGGACAGCGUUCUGCCGUACGAAGGGUCCAACACAGAAGAAACCAUGAAGAAGAUGAAGGAGACAGAGGACAACCUCCGGAAGAAGCUUUCAUCAAACGAAGCCAAGCAUAGAUACCUCCUCAACCUCAAGGAAUCAGGAAACAAGUCCAACGAACCCCGCAUGUGUGUCAUCUGCCAGACGCCGUUCACGGUUGGCGUCCUGACGGUGUGCGGACACCAGUUCUGCAAGGAGUGCAUGAUGUUGUGGUUCAAAGCUCACCACAAUUGCCCUGUGUGCAAGAAGAAGCUCAAGUCGUCCAAUCUACACGACAUCACCAUAAACCCACAGCAACUGAAGGUGCUCAACGACAACCCUGAGCAGGAACAGAAUGAGGUGGGGGAUAGCCCCCAGAAGCGCAACUCGUUGUCCAACAAGACGCUAAUCUACUCCGAGUUCAAUGCGGACCAGCUGGCUGAGAUCCAAAACAUUGAGCUUGAUGGAGCUUCGUUCACGACCAAGGUUGAUACUCUGGUCAAGCACCUCCUUUGGCUACGAGAAUCGGACCCUGGAGCUAAAUCUAUCAUCUUCUCCCAGUACAAGGGCUUCUUGGCCAUCCUUCGCAACGCCUUUUCACGAUCCAGGAUCGGUUUUACGUCCAUCGACGAUGCCAACGGUAUCACCAGGUUCAAGGAAGACCCUUCGGUCGAAUGUUUCCUCCUGCACGCUCGCGCACACUCAAGUGGUCUGAAUCUUGUCAAUGCAAGCCACGUGUUUCUCUGCGAGCCGCUUCUCAACACUGCGCUGGAGCUCCAGGCUAUUGCUCGUGUCGACCGUAUUGGCCAACAGCACGAGACUACGGUGUGGCUCUACCUUGUUACGGGCACGGUGGAAGAGUCCAUCUACAACCUCUCGGUGCAGCGGCGCAUGGAGCAUUUGCGCCGCACUGGCAAGGGCAAGUCGAAGGACUCGACUCCCGAUCUGCUCGCGGCGAGUAUUGACGAAGCCAACACGCUCGAGCUGGAGCAGGCGGCCCUGUCACGGCUCAUGAGCAAGGACAAGACUGCCGGUGAGAAUGUUGAGAAGAAUGAUCUCUGGGAGUGCCUUUUUGGACAUGUUGCUAGGCAAGAGGAGGCCCCAGAGAAGGAUACGCGGUUGCAGGAGCAGGCCGUCAUGGGGUAUCUGGCAGCUGAAGCAGCCGAGGAGAGAAUGGGCCAGUCAAACGGCGUGUGA